This is a messenger RNA of Halteromyces radiatus, 1302 nucleotides long. RefSeq names its product major facilitator superfamily domain-containing protein. Gene Ontology annotation, molecular function: transmembrane transporter activity. Gene Ontology annotation, cellular component: fungal-type vacuole membrane. Gene Ontology annotation, biological process: transmembrane transport. Lineage: Eukaryota; Fungi; Mucoromycota; Mucoromycetes; Mucorales; Cunninghamellaceae. The record is from RefSeq and is a predicted model, not a curated record. The coding region runs from base 1 to 1302 and encodes 433 amino acids. The transcript is spliced from 6 exons.
AUGUCUUUUUUUCAUCCUGAUUCCGAAAAAUGCAACAACAACAAAGACUAUUCUAUAGAUCACCAUGAUGAUGACAAGGAUCAACAAGAUGAAGAUGAUGAUUUUAGAGAGGAUAUUUAUGGUUGGUUUAUAGUCUGUGCUGCUUUUAUGGCUCAAAUGACUGGUCUGGGGAUUAUUUCUAGUGUAUUACAAGAUCAUUAUGAACAACAUGUUUUUGGUGCCAAUGUCCAUACAGCUUUUUAUCUCAGUCUGGUCGGUGCACUUGCUAAUUGCGUUAUGAACCUGAUGAGUGUGUUUGCUCAAAUCCUUUUAUCCAAAUUCGGCAUCAAAGGUGUUAUGCUGGUGGCUUGCAUUCUUUGUACUUCUGGUUUAGAACUGGCUAGUUUAAGCACCGAGAUAUGGCAUUUAUUAUUGACACAGGGUGUUUUAUUUGGUUCAGGAUGUUCUAUUAUCUUUUAUGUGGGUAUGAGUACAGUUCCUCAGUGGUUCAAGAAAAGAGAAGGAAUAGCAUUGGGAAUUGUAUCAAGUGGGUCUUGUAUUGGUGGAUUAGUUAUGCCUUUUAUUAUCACUCCAUUGAAUCGCUCUUUAGGUGUGUCCUGGUGUUAUCGUGUAUUGGGAUUGAUCAGUUUAGUGAUCUUUGUUUGUGCUUGUAUUUUAUUCAAAGACAAAACCGCACGGCAGGAAAACAAAAAAAUCAAGGAUAUUGUGGACUUGGCUGUAUUAAAAAAUAGGGAUUUGUUGGUAUGGUGCUUUGCCGAUACUUUGAUUGAAAUGGGAUACUAUGUUCCUUACUUUUUUUUACCUUCUUAUGGUACUUUUCUUGGUUUAUCAGAUUCACAAGGUUCUUUAUUAAUUUCCACUGCUUCAGCAUGUAAUGCCAUUGGUAGAAUUAUCACUGGUCAUAUUGGGGAUAAGAUUGGAUAUAUGAAUACAACAAUCAUCAGUUGUUUCAUAGCAGGAUCAAGUUCAUUAUUACUCUGGUCAUUUGCAUUUGAUUUUGGUUUAUUAAUGGCAUUUGCUAGUAUUUAUGGUCUUACAGGUGGUGUAUUUGUAUCUUUGGGACCAUCCAUCACUAAAAUUGUAGAAAAAGAUCGAUUUGAUUCCGGCUAUUCUUUGUUUUUGAUCUUGACCAUGUUGGCAAUGUUUGGACCGAAUUUAGCCGCUGCUGUGGAAUCCUCUGUUCAUUCUUACUCCUUUUUGACUUACAAACUUUUUACUGGCAUGGCUUAUGUAGUUGGUACUUUGGUCUUGUUAUAUUUAAAAAUCAAAUUAUGUCAUGGAAAUCUCUUUGCUCGUUUAUAG